Messenger RNA from Entrophospora sp. SA101, 1248 nucleotides. Lineage: Eukaryota; Fungi; Glomeromycota; Glomeromycetes; Entrophosporales; Entrophosporaceae. The record is from the annotation of a GenBank genome assembly.
AUGAGAUCCAUCAUUUUUUUGGAUAUUUAUUUGCAAGAUCUUAAAUGCAAACAUGGUAGAGAGGACUAUUCAGUAGGCAGUGAGGCCUUUUAUUUAGAUCUAGGAGAGUCAUUUAGCAGGAGAACACCUAAAUGGAUAGAAAGAUCAAAAGCAAAUGUUGAACUAAUGCAUAGUUCUGUGUGUAAAACAGCCAGAAACUCAUUUAUAUUCAUUGGAGGAACUUACAAAAAUAAUCAUAAUCCAGAGAGAGAAAAUCCACUUAUUGAAUAUAACCAUGAAUAUGAUAUAUGGCUUUUACCUUAUACUGAAGAACCUUUUGAUUGGCGAAUAAAUACUCAAUGUGUUUCGGAUAAUAAAGGAACUGCUUAUAUUUUUAGUGGAUAUACCCAAUUUAUUCCAACUAACAAUAUUAUGCACAUAUUAGAUACAGUUAAUAUGAUUUGGUCAACAGGCUCAAUAGAAAAUGCACCAUCAUAUAGACAUGGAUACACUUCUACUAUGUUAUCUAAUGGUUUAAUUGUAUAUAUUGGAGGAUGCAAUGAUUCUGAAUGUAUACCAACAAAUCUGAUAAAUGUUUAUGAUACAAAAAUUAAUAAAUGGUCUUUAUUUAGCACUAGAGGUCAAGAUAUUGGUUUUCGUGAAUAUCAUUCUGCAGUCUUGGGACCAAAUGAUUCUAUAAUUAUAUUUGGUGGUUAUAAUUAUCAUAAUCAUAAUCAUCAUAAAUUUCCAUAUCCUCAUUUAGCAGUAUUAAAUACUGCACAUGCCUCUUGUGAAUGGUCAACACCAAAAAUUUCAAAUAAUGCUGAUACACCCCCAUUGCUUUAUGGACACAGUGCAACCUCAAUUGACAAAUAUAUGAUAGUUGCAUUUGGUUAUAUAAAUUCUAAAAUCAAAACUAAAAAAUACAAUAAACAUUUAUAUAUUUUUGACAUGGAAUCUUAUAGCUGGGUUGAUAAAUUUAUUGUGUCAGAAUCACUACCAAAACAACCAUCACAUUUUCCUGUUAAUCCUUAUUAUAACAAAUUCAUUAAUCUUUUUGUCAUUAGAUCUGUGGCAAUUUUAACUUUAGUUGUUGGACAUAUUUAUAUGAAAAAUGGUUCCUUUCCAAAUAUUGUGGCAACACUUAAUGUUAUUGGAGUUUUAGGAUUGCAUGUGAAAUGUACUUGGAGUUAUGAGAAAAAUAAAAAUAUAUUGCUUAUGCUUCUUGAAGAAGUAUUUGUUCAUGAUCCUUUGAUAUUAGAUUUGUGA